AGGCAAACCUUUCUAUACAUCUAAAAUUCAUUGAUUUCUAGCAUUUCUAUGUAAAUGGCAGCCCUAAUUGAGUUGCAUUUCAAGAAAAAGACAGGGAAAGGACAGUCAAGUGAUAUUUUUCUAGUGCACAUAGAAAUCGACGGAUAUGAAAAAAAUCGUAGUUUAUUUUUUCCUUGCUUUUUCGUUUAGAAUUUUCUGUGAACAGAGACACUUUUCAUUUUCCACUGUGAAAAAGGAAGAUAUCAACUCAUCAUCUGCGGUGUUUUGUCAGGAUGCUAAAACCGUCUUAUAUUGUGGAGUAAACUGUUUUAAUGAUAACUUCUGUGUAGGGUUUGGUUUCAACACAAACAGUCAGCACUGCUUUGGAUUACAUGAUUUUGAAUGGGACGGUUACUCUUAUCAACCGGUUCAAUCAACUUCGGACAAAAUCGUUUGGUAUCGUUCAGGUUGCAGACCCAACUGGGUAGAGUUCAAAGGUCACUGUUACUUCUACGGAAAGCUUAAAAAAGUGUCAUGGUUUGAGGCUAAGGCAGAAUGUCAGAACAGAUUUUCUCACCUCGUAGAGAUUGAGGACAAAGCGGAAUCUGACUGGCUAGCUUCGACAUUUCUUAAUCCAGAUGGUAAUUAUUCCAAUUGUCCCAGUAAUACAUCUAACGGGUGUUCAGCGUGGACCGGACUUAACGACCUUAACAUCGAAGGACAAUAUGUAUGGGACCAUUCGAACACACCCAUGGCGUUUUACACUUGGUAUACCUUCAAGCCUGAAUUUGGCGAUAUACGAGACUGUGUUGCCAUUCAGAAAAAUGGCCAAUGGAACGAUAAAAAAUGCAUGGCCUUACUUGCCUUCAUUUGUGAGAAAGAGAUUAGCAACUUAUAGGACACAAAUAACAAUGCAAAAAUUGGAAUUUGAUUGCCCUGAAACGUUCUGAGAAUAGAAAAUCAUUUAAAUUGUAGGGUGAGGGCCGCUUUGCCAAUGAUCAAAUUUGUUUGAGUGUACUCUUACAGUUUUUGCGUUCUCGUGUUUGAAUUAAAAAAUAAAUCAUGUUUUUAACUUA
Magallana angulata is the source of this 1055-nucleotide messenger RNA. RefSeq names its product C-type mannose receptor 2-like. Gene Ontology annotation, molecular function: signaling receptor activity. Lineage: Eukaryota; Metazoa; Mollusca; Bivalvia; Ostreida; Ostreidae. The record is from RefSeq and is a predicted model, not a curated record. The transcript has 4 exons. The coding region runs from base 146 to 877 and encodes 243 amino acids.